This is a messenger RNA of Rana temporaria (common frog), 1413 nucleotides long. RefSeq names its product leucine-rich repeat extensin-like protein 3. NCBI's taxonomy places the organism in Eukaryota, Metazoa, Chordata, Amphibia, Anura, Ranidae. The transcript is spliced from 2 exons. The record is from RefSeq and is a predicted model, not a curated record. Bases 316 to 1239 code for a protein of 307 amino acids.
UGUCUGGACCCCCCAGGCUUCCUCUCCCUCGGACUGAGCGGUCCUUGUAUUAUCAAUCAGUUGGAUGGACUCUGACUCUUCAGGUUUCCUUUAUAGAUCAAUAAAGUUAUUCUACACCAAACUGCCAAACUUCUGCGGACAUCUGACCAAUCACACCCCCAUAUCCGAUCAUUGGACAUCUCAUUCCAGAACCAUCAAUAUGGAGUUACCCCCCCCCCCCCAUGGCCAUCAAUAUGGAGUUACCCCCCCCCCCAUGGCCAUCAAUAUGGAGUUACCCUCCCCCCAUGGCCAUCAAUAUGGAGUUACCCUCCCCCCAUGGCCAUCAAUAUGGAGUUACGCUCCCCUCCCCCCAUGGCCAUCAAUAUGGAGUUACCCUUCCCCCAUGGCCAUCAAUAUGGAGUUACCCCCCCCCCCCCCAUGGCCAUCAAUAUGGAGUUACCCUCCCCCCAUGGCCACCAAUAUGGAGUUACCCUCCCCCAUGGCCAUCAAUAUGGAGUUACCCUCCCCCCAUGGCCAUCAAUAUGGAGUUACCCCCCCCCCAUGGCCAUCAAUAUGGAGUUACCCUCCCCCCAUGGCCAUCAAUAUGGAGUUACGCUCCCCCAUGGCCAUCAAUAUGGAGUUACCCUCCCCCAUGGCCAUCAAUAUGGAGUUACCCUCCCCCAUGGCCAUCAAUAUGGAGUUACCCUCCCCCCAUGGCCACCAAUAUGGAGUUACCCUCCCCCAUGGCCAUCAAUAUGGAGUUACCCUCCCCCCAUGGCCAUCAAUAUGGAGUUACCCCCCCCCAUGGCCAUCAAUAUGGAGUUACCCUCCCCCAUGGCCAUCAAUAUGGAGUUACGCUCCCCCAUGGCCAUCAAUAUGGAGUUACCCUCCCCCAUGGCCAUCAAUAUGGAGUUACGCUCCCCCCAUGGCCAUCAAUAUGGAGUUACGCUCCCCUCCCCCCAUGGCCAUCAAUAUGGAGUUACCCUCUCCCCAUGGCCAUCAAUAUGGAGUUACCCUCCCCCCAUGGCCAUCAAUAUGGAGUUACCCUCCCCCAAUGGCCAUCAAUAUGGAGUUACCCUCCCCCCAUGGCCAUCAAUAUGGAGUUGCCCCAUUUGUGACCACCCUCCACUCUUCUGGGAAGAGUUUCCACAAGAUUUUGUCGGGUGUCUGGUCCCACCAUGUCUGUAUGGAGCUGGCUUUGUACACGGGGGGGGGGGUCACAUACUUUUGGUCAGAUGUCCCCAAACCUCCGUACAUUGAGACUCCUCCCACGAGGCCGAUGGUUUUUCUAUUUAUUUCACUUUUCAGGGAAUGACGAGGACUAAAGCUUUAAUUCUUUUUCAUGUCAUUUGUUUUAAUUUAAAUUUUUAUUCCAUUUGCCUUAAUCAUCAAAUCCGGAAAUUCGGAUGAAAUAAAUUCAGAUUAUUCUGCUGA